AUGAAUAUCCGCUGUGCUAAACCUGAUGACUUGAUGAGUAUGCAGCACUGUAACUUGCUCUGCCUACCUGAAAACUACCAAAUGAAAUAUUACUUUUAUCAUGGGCUUACCUGGCCGCAGCUCAGCUAUGUAGCUGAAGAUGAUAAAGGCAAUAUCGUUGGCUAUGUGCUGGCCAAAAUGGAGGAACCUGAACCUGGCGAAGAAAGUAAGCAUGGUCACAUUACAUCAUUGGCCGUAAAACGUUCCUACCGCCGACUGGGCUUAGCACAAAAAUUGAUGAAUCAAGCCUCACAAGCGAUGGUUGAGUGUUUUGAUGCGCAAUAUGUUUCGUUGCAUGUGCGUAAAAGCAACCGCGCCGCCCUAAAUCUCUACACAGAUUCGUUGAAAUUCAAAAUAAUUGAAAUCGAACCGAAAUAUUAUGCCGAUGGCGAAGAUGCUUAUGCGAUGCGUCGUGAUCUUAGUGAAUUUUCAAAAAAAGAAAAUUCCGACGAGUCGGCACUUGAUACGAAAGGCAAUACUGCAGAUGGCGAAAAGGAUAAAAUCAACUAUAGGCAAGCAAUCUCGCAUGAUCACAGCGGACAUGAUGGACAUUGUUGCUAAGGCAACUGGAUGUUAGAAUUUAAGGUGCUCCUAUGCAAUUCGGGUAUAAUUUUGUAUUUAUAUAUUUUUCGAAAAUUUUAAUAUCUAAAUAAAUUUGUAAUAAUCCUUGAUGGAUUUAUAAAUAUAAAAUAUGAUUAAUAUAAAA
Bactrocera dorsalis (oriental fruit fly) is the source of this 745-nucleotide messenger RNA. RefSeq names its product N-alpha-acetyltransferase daf-31 (gene vnc). Gene Ontology annotation, biological process: N-terminal peptidyl-glutamic acid acetylation. Gene Ontology annotation, molecular function: protein N-terminal-serine acetyltransferase activity; protein-N-terminal-glutamate acetyltransferase activity. The transcript has a single exon. Gene Ontology annotation, cellular component: NatA complex. NCBI's taxonomy places the organism in Eukaryota, Metazoa, Arthropoda, Insecta, Diptera, Tephritidae. The coding region runs from base 1 to 600 and encodes 199 amino acids. The record is from RefSeq and is a predicted model, not a curated record.